CCCAAGUGAAGAGGUUUUGGGGGUCGAGGUGGAGAACUUGAUUGUGUCUCCAGGCAUCGUGUUGUACUUGGACAUCCAAGUGCGGUGUCUUGGUUACCAUGGCAAAGAAUUGUAAUUCACAAGGGACUCCUGUUGGCCACAUGAGCCUUGCAGUGUCAGACGGAGAGUUGAAUAUGUCUGCGCGCAGCUGUGCAGGCAGCAGCUCCAGCCUCCCUGGGACCCCGGGCGGCGUGGCCUGCCCAGCUAACAGUGUGCUAAGCUGGGCAGUCUCCUUUGAGAAGCUGCUGGAAGACCCCAGUGGAGUCAGCAACUUUACAACCUUUCUGAAAUCUGAGGUGAGUGCAGAGAACAUAUUAUUUUGGCAAGCCUGCGAACAGUUCAAGAAGAUCCCAGCCACAUCAUUGGAGGAGCUGAAGGCAGCAGCUCGCUCAAUCUAUGAAACUUACUUGUCUGAGUGCGCUCCCCACUCGAUCAACAUUGAUGACACAGCCAAGAAAGAUGAAAAAGAAUUGGAACAACCCACUCCUGAUAUGUUUAACAAGGCUCAAGCACAGAUAUUUAAGUUGAUGAAGAUGGACAGCUACAGACGCUUUGUGCGCUCGCCCCUCUACCAGAGUUGCACUUUGGCUAGUGUAGAAGGCAAACAUUUACCUCGGCUCUCCACAGAACCUUUCCGCACAGUAUCCUGGGAGGAUGUGGCUUAUCGAACCCAGAACUUAAGUGACAAACAGUGCAAGAAGUCAGAUGGCAUCACUUUUACAGCUGGCAAGAGCUCCGUUGAUAAGCAGCGACAGAAAAGAGGAUCCUGGGGAGAUGCAUCCCACAGCAAUGUUUCACUUUCUCACAGAGAGCAUAAAGCUGUCAAGUCGAGCAGUAAUGUGGAGCUCGACUCCCUCUACAGGCCGACAGAGACUUGCCCAAAUCUUAAGAAUGGCCAAUCGUGUCCUCGCUCCCCGGAGCAAGCUGGCGUCUCUGGAGGACACUGUGGAGUGGAGGGCGGCUACUGCUGUGUCUACCUGCCUGACGGCAGCGCCUCCCUCGCGCCGACCCCUUAUGGCCUGCCCAUCAGAGACAUGCUGGCUGGCCUGUGUGAGAAAAGAGGCUUCUCACUGAAAGAUGUCAUCAUCUACCUUCAAGGCAAUGAUAAGCAGCCAUUAUCGCUGGACCAGGACUCCUCUGUACUGAGAGAUCAGCAGGUUUUGCUUGAGCUUCGGGUGAUGUUUGUACUGGAAAAUGCAUUUACUGGAAAGACAGGUGGGAUCAUGGCAAAGUCCAGUAAGACUCUGCAGGAAGCCCUGUCAACAGUGUUACAGAAACACAGUUUAAAGCCUCACGAGGCCCAGGUUACCAUUGUUGGGAGUGACGAGGCUGUGACCAUGAACACUACAGUGUUCAGACUGUCCAAUAAGAUGCUGCGGCUUGACAAAGCCAGAGAUGGAAGAGACCAAAGCAACAUCCCCAGAGCUAGUGGAACUGCUGCUGCCACACAGGCAGGAUCAAGCAGCCUUCAGACCCGGUUGUCCCCUCAGACUGACAAAGCAAAGACUCCACCAAAGCCCAGUAAGAACCCCGACAUGGAUGGGCUCCUGGACAUGCUGACAAGGGCGCAGUGUUGCAGGGUCGAUGACCAGCGAGGUCUUCUCACCAAAGAACAGCUCAAGGUUCCUCUGUUCCUGCAGCUGCCCCCAGACCUGGGAAAGGAGCAACAAUCCGAAGAGUCAAGCACAACCACCUGUUCUACUGCACAGCCAGACCAGGUUACUGAGAACUCACCACCUUCCAAUUCAGCUCAAUCUCAAAAGACAGAUUUGCGGGAAACAUCUGUAUGAAAGACUUGGCGUGUGGGAUGGGGAUGGAUGGGGGGGGGGGGGGGAGGGAAAUAAUGUAAAUAACAUUAACACUCAUGCGUUCAAAAGAUUUUCCUGUAGCACUUUAGUCAUGAACAAAUAAGCUCUCAGGCAGCAUUCUGCUACCACUUCCACUGAAGCUAAAGUUUGACCUCUUUAGGCAGAAGAGAAUGAAGGUAUCAGGAUACAUUUGAUAAAACACUACACUUCCUUAUAAGUACAGUGUUUCAUAUGAAAUAUUUUAAUCUAUCUGAAAUGAAAGUAUCUUGCCGUGAUGCAAUUGCGUCUGAUUCACAUGUAUUUUAAUGAGAUUUCACGUCACCACAUUUAUUCCUUAAUGUCAAUGCUUAACUAUAAACUAUAGCUACACAGGACUGCAGGUUUUGAAGAAUAUUGCAUGUUGUUUCAAUUCAAGAUUAUAAAAUGUUUUAAGCUGAUUUUUAGUUUUAAAAGGAUGCCAUUUUGUGUGCCUGCUUGUUUUCCUAAUGUUUGUCUUUUUUCCAGAAUGUUUUGUUUGCUGUGAUGUAAUUUUUUUUAAUAGUCCUCCUCCUGGUGUCAUCUCCUCACAAUCUUAAUUCUCAGGUUUAUCAUUAUCACUUAGCGUUGUAAUGCAGGGGGUCAAUUAGUAGGUAUAACUGCUCAUGGGACAUAUUUUUAAAUAAUUAAAAUCUUGUCAAAUACAAAGUUUACUCUGUCCCAUUUAUAUUUUGCACAUCCGAUAUUAGCUUUAAUAGGCAUACUGUAUAUAUUGCCAGGUAGGACCUCUUAUGCUUCUUACUUGACUGAUAGACUGCAGAGGAGAGCUUUUAACAAUUGCUUUUGUGGAAAAGAUUCCAUUAAUCAAUGUGCUUUUGGAUAGCUGCCAUGUCCUACAUUAGCGUACAGGAUCCUGUUUGGCGUACCAGGUGUCUGGCAUGCUCUCUCCUUUUUGUGUGCGCGUGCGCACGCAAAUGUCUCCAUCCAUCUCUCCGUGCACGAAUGGCACGUCGGUGAAGCUCUGAAUGGGCACAGGGAGAGGCGUGUCCUCGCACAGACUCCAUAGCAGCAGUGACACCAGGAGCAUCUCCUUGACUGGGCGUCUUCGUCUGCGAGAAGAGGAAGAAAAGCAGGCAGUUUUCCAAUUGAGGUCAUCUUUCAGUGAAGUCAUCCAUGGAGCAGAAGACAAAUGAGUGCUCCACCAGCACCUCUCCUCAGAAACGCAUGAAGAACCGCUCCAAAUCUAUAGAGGAGACUCAACAGUCAAAGAGGGCCUUUUCUUCACAGAAAUCCCUCCCAGGAAGACCAGAGCUGGACAGAGUGAAGGAGUGCCUUGAGGGUUCAGAGACGCCCUCGUCCUCCACUGAAGAAUUAAAGGGAUGAACGAAUAGCCAAGUAAACUUGUCGUCAGACAAAUCUACCUACGAAUACAUGGAAAACAAGGCAAACGAAAUUGUAAGGAAAAGUGGGCAAUGUGAGCAUGUUAAAUGUACUGUAAGCUGCCAUACGCAUAAACAUUAAGCUGAUGAUCAUGUAUGUAAUGCAAGUUUUUAUCCUGUUCUGUUGUAUUUGUAAGCACUGCAAAAUGUGAAUUGACGAAAGGUGACGUUAUUGGGUCUAUUCAACAGUUUGCCCGAGAGGUCAUGAAACUGCUUUGACUUUUCUUUUUGAACGUGGUCUGGUCAUCUUCCAGGAAAAAUGAAUACCUUUUUGAGUGCAUCUUGUAGCAACAAACAAAAACAUCAGCCACUAUAUUUUGUCUGUAUGUCCUGGCAUCCUACCAGCAGAAGGUGUAAUUUAGGAACGUCAUUACUGCCAAGCUAUCAAAUUGUGGGUUGAGAGUGUUGGUUCUCUUUUCUCUUCCGGACUAAUUUUGUAACGGUACACUCACUUAAUUUGAUACGAAACAUUACAAACGACUCUCAGUAUCAUGCAGUGCAGAUUUACAAUACUGUCAAUUAUGACCACUCUCAGUGCUGUUCAAACCUGUACAUUAUUUGUUUCCCCCCAAUUCAGCUCUUAUGGAUCUCAUUGUGGUAGGUGACUGUUUUGUCACUUGAAUCUAGCCAGGAUAUGUGGAUAAUGUUUGUAAUGUUCAUUUUUAAUAGUUUAUCUGUUUAUUAGAUACAAUCUGGUCAGGCCAUGGUUAAAUUAAAAAUGAUGAUGCGCACCUAGAAA
Phycodurus eques (leafy seadragon) is the source of this 4001-nucleotide messenger RNA. It is a transcript of the gene rgs14b, whose product is annotated as regulator of G protein signaling 14b. Gene Ontology annotation, molecular function: GTPase activator activity. The record is from RefSeq and is a predicted model, not a curated record. Gene Ontology annotation, biological process: signal transduction. Bases 99 to 1829 code for a protein of 576 amino acids. NCBI's taxonomy places the organism in Eukaryota, Metazoa, Chordata, Actinopteri, Syngnathiformes, Syngnathidae. The transcript is spliced from 19 exons.